AUGGGGCGUCGCUCGGUUAAUACUACAAAGAGUGGGAAGUUUAUGAAUCCAACAGAUCAAGCAAGAAAAGAGGCACGUAAAAGGGAGCUCAAAAAGAAUAAAAAGCAGCGGAUGGCAGUGCGUCAUGCUGUACUGAAGGCUAAAGAUCCUCUGCAGUUACUCGAAGAAACAUCACUGUACGACAAACAAGAGUACGACCCUGACGUUCAGGCACAACUAAACGAAAGGGUUUUACAGGAAAAAAGAAAAAAACUAUUGGAAACUUUUGAUCGUCUUGUUACGUUAUAUAGAAAAGAGGAUUCAGACUAUGCCAACCGGUUGCAGGCAGCACGUGAAGACUACGAUAAACGACGUCAUGAGAUGAUGCUAUAUUAUGAACAAGUUAAAUUGGCAGAAAGAGUUAACGCCAGUGAAAUUCCACUUCCUAACUUGCCACAGUCACAAGUGGGGAUCGCAGCUUCAGACAUACCAUUGCCUUCGACAACAUACGCUAAGAGCAUUCUUAAGAAGUCAGUGGGAGCUCCAGGUCUCCCGCCUAAUAUACUUCCUACAGGACGUAAACCUCCAGGACCACCUCCAGGGACCCCUCCAGAGCUGUCGGAUAGUGAUGGAGAAGAUGGUUCUCUGGAGGAGAAUGUAACCAAACAACGUAAAAUCCGAUUUGCUGAUACAAAUGCUGUGCCAGAGAAAGAAGAAUUAGUCAAUGUACCGCAGCCACCUGUCGAAAAGUUUGUCGGUGGGUUUCCAACUAUUCCCCCACCCCUGUCUCAGAUUCCUCUACCACCGCCCAUGGCCCUACCAUCAUUCACCGGCCUUAUUCGCCCUGGGUUUCCUGGAGCGCCUCAACCUGUUCCAAACCGUUUUGUUUACCGUCCGAUCGGCGCCGUUUUAUCAGCUCCGCCUAGUUUGCAUCUCCGUGAUACACUUGACAAUACUGAGUUCGUUAAUAGUCUGGCAGUAGCAAAUAGUUUUAACAGCCAACCAAAUCCAAGUGGAACGACAAUAGAAGCAAAACCUCAGCUAAAGAAUUUGAUCGGUGAUGCGACGCGUUUCGUUCCUACAGCUCUUAAAGUACGUCGAACUGUUCGUGAUACUAGUGGUCGAUUAGUUACCACUGGAGGAGGUACAAGUGCUCAUGACACAGGAAAACAAAGCAACGCUGCGUACGAUCGUGUUACAAAGACUGAUGGUACGAGUACUUCUGGACCAGCAGCUAGCAAAGAUGAUGUAUAUGAAGAGUUCAUGCGUGAGAUGGAAGGUCUCAUAUGA
Molecule: messenger RNA, 1269 nt
Organism: Trichobilharzia regenti
Lineage: Eukaryota; Metazoa; Platyhelminthes; Trematoda; Strigeidida; Schistosomatidae
Source: the annotation of a GenBank genome assembly